Peromyscus eremicus (cactus mouse) is the source of this 294-nucleotide messenger RNA. It is a transcript of the gene C19H5orf46, whose product is annotated as chromosome 19 C5orf46 homolog. The record is from RefSeq and is a predicted model, not a curated record. NCBI's taxonomy places the organism in Eukaryota, Metazoa, Chordata, Mammalia, Rodentia, Cricetidae. The transcript has 3 exons. The coding region runs from base 1 to 294 and encodes 97 amino acids.
AUGGCUGUCUCAGUUCUUCGGCUGAUGGUUGUCCUGGGACUGUGUGCCCUAAUCCUGACAAGCCAGGCAGAUGACAACCCAAAGGAAGAUGAGAACCCAGAUGAGAAAUCAGAUAACAAUCCAGAUGACUCCAGUAAAAAACCAGAGCCAGAGUUCCCCAAAUUCUUAAGUCUCCUGGGUUCAGAGAUCAUUGAGAAUGCAGUGGAUUUCAUCCUUCGCUCCAUGUCCAGAGGAUCAAGUUUUAUGGAACUCGAUGAGGACCCCGGACAGCCAUCUUCAAAAGUGACCUCCUAA